AGCGGGUCAUUCGAUCGGUCGGCAGGUGGCCCCCUGAAAGACGCCUCUUUUUGAUAACAGCAAAGACAAAAGUGCGUCAAGGUAAAGGCGACGACAGCUUCACGAAAAUAGCCCGAGUCGCGCAAUUGACGUGUGUUGCUCAAAAAUGUCACAACACACAACAUGUUGCAAAUCACGAAACUUCGUGAAAGGUGAAGAAACUUUGGGCAUUGAACGUUGGAAAAAUAUGACUUUAGAAUGAUUAACAACUGCCAAUCAUUCGAAUAUUCGUGUCAGUCAAAUGAAUUGAUUUUGAUGUUGCCGUUUUUGAGCAAAUGAUAUGAAAAUGACCCGCAUAUUUUUGAUCCUCCGUGAAGAAUGACGAAUAUUACUGCUGAACUGAGAAGCCAAGAGAGGAGUGCUUGUUGUGAAUGAAAUCUUUAAAAUGGCGUCCAAAUACAUCCAAGUUAAAAGAAAAACGUUAGCAGCUCCUCAAACCUUUGGCCCAAAUGUCCCUUUGAUCAACCACUAGGGGGCGGCGCAGAAGGCUAAUUGCGAACGCUAACUUCGUUAGCGCGAUCGAGCCUCGCAAGGGCGUCCAUUUAUGUUGCGCGCUCGACCUCCAGAUCAACAUCUGCGUACCGACUCGCUGUCGCCCCACUGAGGAAGGAACAGAUAUUGCAACACCAAGUCAGAAUUCAAAACUUUAUCACUGUCAACAUUUCACAUGUACCGUUAGCUUAGCAUAAUGCUAACACUGUUGCUUUUUCGGCAUUCAAACACAAACCGUGCGAAUAAAUUGAUUUCACUCGAUCAUUUUCAGAGCCCAAAAACAUUUGUGACGUUUUCAAUUUGUAAUUUUGUAGAACAAUUAAGGGGGGUGCAUGUGGAGGACAAACAAUGUGUGUGUGCGUUUGUGUGCGCGCGCGCGCGCGCGCGCCAUCGUUCGUGCGUGCGUGUGCGCGUGCGCAUAAGGUAAAAGCCGUGCGUGUACAGCGGUGAACGCACGUGUGGACUGUGCAGUUGGCGCCAGCGGGAGGAAGAGGAGGAUGAGCGCCACGCGCCACCACCGCACCUUCAUCUCCCCCAACAGCACCGGCAGCCACGCGUGGGCCACCGCCACCGGCUCCGGCUCGCCCCUGGACGCGUACCGGCGGCCCUCGGAGCCGCAGACCGCCGCUCAAGCCUCGCCGACGGCGGAAAUGGCGGCCCGAACCCCUCACCCGUUCCCCACGGUGGACGUCCCCGACCACGCCCACUACACCAUCGGCUCCGUCAUCCUCGCCAUCGGCAUCACCGGAAUGGUCGGCAACUUCCUGGUCAUCUACGCCUUCAGCAGGAGCCGCAGCCUGCGCACCCCGGCCAACAUGUUCAUCAUCAACUUGGCGGUGACGGACCUGCUGAUGUGUGUGACGCAGGCGCCCGUCUUCUUCGUCAGCAGCAUGCACAAGCGGUGGAUCUUCGGGGAGAAAGCGUGCGAGCUGUACGCGUUCUGCGGCGCUCUCUUCGGGAUCUGCUCCAUGGUCACGCUGACGGUGAUCGCCCUGGACCGCUACGUCGUCAUCACUCGACCCCUGACCUCCAUCGGCGUGUUGUCACGGAAACGGGCCCUCGUCGUCCUGGCCGCCGCGUGGACGUACUCGCUGGGAUGGAGCCUGCCGCCCUUCUUCGGAUGGAGCGCGUACGUCCCCGAGGGCCUGCUGACGUCGUGCACGUGGGACUACGUGACGUUCACGCCGUCGGUGCGCGCGUACACCAUGCUGCUGUUCGUCUUCGUCUUCUUCGUGCCGCUGCUCGUCAUCGUCUGCUGCUACGUCUCCAUUUUCAGAGCCGUUCGCCGCACCGACAAGGCGGUGGGCAAGAUGAGCGGCACCGGGGUCAAGACGUUCCACCGGCUGCAGAACGAGUGGAAGAUGGCCAAGAUCGCUCUGAUCGUCAUCCUGCUCUACGUGGUCUCCUGGGCGCCGUACUCCACCGUGGCGCUCACCGCCUUCGCCGGGUACGCCGACAUGUUGACGCCCUACAUGAACUCGGUGCCCGCCGUCAUCGCCAAGGCCUCCGCCAUCCACAACCCCGUCAUCUACGCCAUCACUCACCCCAAGUACAGGGUGGCGUUGGCCAAGUACAUCCCGUGCCUCGGCGCUCUUCUCUGCGUGCGUCCGACGGACCUUCGCUCGGCCGGCGGCAGCUUCGCGUCCACGCGGCGCUCCACCGUCACCAGCCAGAGCUCCGACAUCAGCGCCCACUUCCGACGACACAGCAAGAGUCGCCUCUCCUCGGUCUCCGACAGCGAAUCGGGUUUAAUGGACACGGAGGCGGACCUGCCCAGUCUGAGCUCUCGUCCCGCCAGCCGCCAGGUGUCAGGCGACAUCGGCGGGGACACGGCAGAAUUCCCAGAAUUCAAACCGUCGUCCAGCUUCAAGGGAAAGAUGAAGAAUCACGACUCGGGAAUCUUCGAGAGGACGUCUUUUGACACGGACAUUUCCACGAUUGGCGUCAGUGAACGCGGCAGCGCCUACUCGGCAGACGCUCACGCGAGCCGAGGCGCGCUAAAUCGCAUCCCGAGCAUCGUCGUCACCUCCGAGUCCAGCCCCUUCCUCCCCAUUGGACGCAGCGCCUCACGCUCCGCCCGCGCCAAGGCCACGUACUGCGGCACGGGGGCGGGCUCUGGGUGAAGCACGUGACUGGCCCACGUCCGAUCGGAAUGUUAGAAACACACGCAAACGCACUCACGCACGCACACAAAUUAUUUCAUUAAGUAAUUACUGUAUGAAUCGCAAUAUUAUACAGUGCUAUUUUGCUGACUAAAAACUUUACGCAUUUCUUUGUUGUUGUUUUUGAACGGAUUGAUGGUGUUUUCUUAUAUUUCAUUGGGGAAAAGCUGAACAUUACAAGUUGUAUUUACAUUAAGUGUCCAGUCAUUUCUGUUGCAGUAAUUUGACCGUUUCCCCCCAUAGUUAGUUAAUUACAAUUAUAUAUAUUUUGAGAGCAUUUACCUCACUAAACUAUUGGUUGAUUUAUAGUAACUAAUAAAAUGAAAUAAAAUGUUAGUAGAAUUUAAAAAAAAAA
Molecule: messenger RNA, 3048 nt
Organism: Phyllopteryx taeniolatus (common seadragon)
Lineage: Eukaryota; Metazoa; Chordata; Actinopteri; Syngnathiformes; Syngnathidae
Product: melanopsin-A-like
Exons: 11
Coding region: 1029-2654 (541 amino acids)
Biological process (GO): G protein-coupled receptor signaling pathway; visual perception
Cellular component (GO): membrane
Molecular function (GO): G protein-coupled receptor activity
Source: RefSeq, a predicted model, not a curated record